GAUCAAAUCCAAAUUCUUGUUCAGCCUCACUUAGCAGGUCUUGGAAUGAAGGUUGAUUGAGAUAUGCUACAGGAAUGAAAAACCGCUGUCUCUCGUUCUCCCCAACGUAAACAGCUAAAAAACUUUUGGGACAUCUACUAAGUUAUAUGAACCUCCGCGACUUGAAUUUGAAAAAGACCGCCGAAGAACUUUCUUUGCAUGAGUUACACUUGGAUGACAGAAACCCAUGGCUUUAUGUCUCGCUAGAGAAAUGUCAGGUGAAAGUUUACAGGAGGAAGAAGAAGAGAAGAGUUGAGAAUAUGCAGAGACUUGAAUGGAUGGCAAUGAAAGUCUCAUGAAGUAUAUAUAGUUAAAGUUUUACGUAGGAUUUGUCUUCCUUUGAAAGAAAUCUGUGGUGACAAUUAAGACCAUCUUGAUAGGGUAUAGAAGGGAACACUGUCUCAUGAGGGAUCAGACGGUGCUGUUUUCCACCUGAACUUCAAUAUUUUAGGUGAGAUAUUGCUGGACAGAAUGCAGAACUUCAACAGAUAUGUAGUCUCAAUCACUACCAAUAUAUUUUGACGAGAUGAUGAAUUUGAAGACAGAGCCAUGUGAACUUGCAAAUGCUUCUGUCUUUAAAUUUUUUUUCAGUCCCAUUCAAUUUUCUGCAGACCACUCACUCAAAACUUUCUUUUAACAUUAAGUUGAUUGUUAGGAUUACCAAUGAUCUUGUCGUCCUAUCUUCCGAACAUGAGUAGGACAUUAUGUUGUAUUGUUAAUCUUCAUUUCUACUCGUACAUUUUUCUUGUUUAGUUGGAAAGAAGUCCAAGUAAUUUUUCCUUGAGAAAAUGACUUUCACUUGGCUCUGCCACGGUCUUUCACCAAUUGUAUUUUUUUCCGUAGCCUCCUUGAAACAUUGGAAGACAGAGCCAUGUGAACAUUCAAAUGCUUGAGCAGCUGGGUCACUAGCCAAUCUGCAUUCAAUUGCCUCCAGACCACUCUCUCCAACUUGUACAGAUUAUUUUGUAGACCAACGUAUCAAUUUUUUGUACCAAGUCCUCACAUUUUAUAUGCUAAAACUGUUGAAAUAAAACCAUGGGAAAAAUUCUUGUCUCAAGCAUGUCUCUGAUUUUCUAUAAGCCUUCAAUUAAGAGUGGUAGGACAUUGUGCGCUUUCUUUUGGUCACCGACUCGUGAAGUGUUGUUGAUAACUUGUAGACAAGUCCAUGUGAUUUUUCAUGAGCAAACUAUCUCUCACUUGGGUCCAUCCCAGUGUUUAAUCACCAAUCAUUUUAGGUAACCGACGGCUGUUUUAACUAUAUAUGCUCACAUCAUCCAACGUUCAGGAGCAAGCCAACACAAGUCUUCUACUCCCAGUCAUAUCUUCUCAAAGUUCCUUCUGUCCUGAACUCUUUAGUAUACCUUUUUCAGAGAAAUUUCAAAACCAUGGGUUUCCGAUUUCCUGGUAUUGUACUUGUACAUGCCAAGAAAAAUCAAGUUUCUUCAAAAUCAUUGGAUGUUCCAAAAGGCUAUCUUGCCGUCUACGUUGGGGAGAGCCAGAAAAAGCGGUAUGUGAUUCCAGUGUCCUACUUGAACCAACCUCCAUUCCAGGAUUUGUUAAGCCUAGCUGAAGAUGAAUUUGGAUAUGACCAUCCAAUGGGUGGUCUCACAAUCCCCUGCAGUGAAGACACCUUCCUUGAUCUCACUACUCUGUUUGGUGUAUAAGUAGAGGCUACAAUAUAUGUCAAUAAUUUUGACACCAACGGCCGUAGAAGCACUUGGCAUUUUAAUCGCUUUCUGGCUCACAUGAAGGAGGUUCAAUUGAUCAAUCGUCCAAUGAAUCAUCCGGAUGGAAGAGGACAGCAACGUCAAACCGCUUGUGAGCUGAGAGGAAACGGCCAACCUAGCGGACAUAAACUCACUGACACAAAUUUUCAAGAAUAGUUAUUGUCAACUGAAUGUACACAGACAUAGUUAUCCUGCAAGACGAUAAUUUACAAUGCAACGGUUUUAUAGUUUCAUUAUGUACUUUCAUUUUAUUUGCUAUCGUCUUUCAAUCUAGUUACGAACAGACGAUAAAAUUUACACAAAAGGGAUUGACAGUGGCGAAGCCAGGAAUUGACCGGGGGAGGGGUGAAGUUACUGGACCAACACUGAAACUGAGAGAUGAAAGCUAAAAGAAUGCAAGGUUCAAAAGAAUAUCAAUAACCAAAUCCUUUUAUAUAGUAAUAUCUUCCAUAAUUUAUCAAUACAAACAAAUUACCCCUAAUAUGCAUAAUAACUAAUCCAACCAACAAUUCAAUUAAUCAAUACCAAUAAUAAUAAGCAUACAAAUUAUUCAAUAAAUAAAAAUUCAAUUCAAUUAAUCAUAUGAAUAAGAAUAAUUGUAUACAUUAUGGAAUAAUUCAAUUAAUUAAUCCAUAAUCAAGAAUUCAAAUUUUAAUUUUCAUCCUAAAAAAUAAUUUCAUAACUUCAUAUCAGUAAUCAAUAAUCAAUAAUGUAACAUCCCACAUCAUCCAGGAGAGUGGAUCCUGUAAGUUUUAUAUGUAUAUUCUCAUCUCUAACUAGCACGAUGUCUUUUAAGAGC
This is a messenger RNA of Pyrus x bretschneideri (Chinese white pear), 2565 nucleotides long. Its product is annotated as auxin-induced protein 15A-like. Bases 1425 to 1703 code for a protein of 92 amino acids. The record is from RefSeq and is a predicted model, not a curated record. The transcript has a single exon. Lineage: Eukaryota; Viridiplantae; Streptophyta; Magnoliopsida; Rosales; Rosaceae. Gene Ontology annotation, biological process: response to auxin.